AUGCAGCACUACAGCCACAUCUCCGCCAGGGCCAAAGAGGCUGAGCUCGCCCUGCAAGAAGCCCAAAAUCAACUUGAAUCUAAUUCGGGAGAUGUGGCGCUACGGGACGCUUUGGGAGAUCUUAGGAAGAAGUCCGUUUUCCUUGCCGAGGCAGAGCGGCACUUCUUCUACCAGAAAACCAAAAUCCAUUUUCUUAAGGAGGGGGACCGCAACACCAAGUUCUUCCACGACAUGGUGAAGAGGAAUGUCGCUAGGAAUUCCAUCGGGGCGGUCACUAGGGCGGACGGGACUGUUAUAACUGCUGCCGAGGGUAUUGCCCAAGAGUUCGUUGAUUACUACACAUCACUCUUGGGCACCGAGGCUCACACCCUCCCUGUCGACGAUGGUGUAUUUGAAUGGGGCCACAUACUCACCUCCGAGCAUACUGCGGAGCUUUGUAGGGAAGUCACACCGUUGGAGGUCAAGGAUGCCAUAUUCCACAUUAGCGACAACAAGGCUCCCGGCCCAGAUGGAUAUUCCUCGUGCUUUUUCAAGAAAGCAUGGAACAUUGUGGGUGAUCAAGUUUGCAGGGCCGUCCUGGAUUUCUUUAGGAGUGGGCGGAUGCUACGGCAGCUCAAUCACACUAUCAUUGCCCUUGUGCCGAAAUCAGAUCAUUCCACCUCUGUUGCGGAUUAUCGGCCGAUUUCGCGCUGCAAUGUGAUCUACAAGGCCAUCACGAAAAUCAUCUUGGACCGGCUAGCACCUGUUUUGGAGCAUUUGAUUGACCGAUGCCAAGUAGCAUUUGUUGGAGGCCGCAAUAUCACCGACAAUAUUUUCUUGGCCCAAGAAAUGGUGCGGCAGUACUCGAGGAAACGGAUUUCACCUCGAUGGGCCCAAGAAAUGGUGCGGCAGUACUCGAGGAAACGGAUUUCACCUCGAUGUACUAUCAACGUCGAUCUACACAAGGCAUUCGAUUCAGUCUCAUGUUCUUCUUUUUCAGUGGCGUUGAACGGCUCCCUUCACGGGUUUUUUCCGGGGAAGAAAGGCCUAAGGCAAGGAGACCCGAUGUCGCCGGCCCUCUUCCUUCUUUGCAUGGAAUAUUUCUCUCGACUGGUCAAGAGGAAAACAACCAAUUCGGACUUCAACUUCCACCCCAAGUGCGAGAAGUUGAAAAUCACGCACCUCAUCUUCGCUGACGACCUCAUGCUUUUCUCUCGUGGCGACCUUCGAUCUAUUCACGUCUUGAUGGAAUGCCUCCAAGAGUUCAGGGACACAUCCGGCCUCACCGUCAAUACCUCGAAGUCAAGCAUUUUCACAGCGGGCAUCCAAAAUGAGGAGCUUGAUGGGAUUCUCGCUCGGAUGGAAUUUGCGAGAGGCCGACUGGAACUUAUCCGAUCAGUAAUUCAGGGGGUGGAGUGCUUCUGGCUCCAAGAACUUAUCCGAUCUGUAAUUCAGGGGGUGGAGUGCUUCUGGCUCCAAGUUUUCCCACUUCCAGCGGCGGUCAUCGAGAAAAUCCACCGACUUUGCAGGAACUUUCUAUGGAACUCUCGGAGGGCACCGGUCGCCUGGGAGGAAAUCUGCCAUCCUAAGGAAGAAGGUGGACUCGGAAUUCGACACAUACAGUCUUGGAACGUGGCCCUCCUUGCCCGUGUAUUAUGGAACAUUCACCGCAAGGCAGACAUGUUGUGGGUGCAGUGGGUCAACGGUGUCUACCUUAGAGGCGCAUCAAUCUGGGACUGGCAACCGAAGAAGGGGGAUUCCCCACUCCUCCAACGGCUUGCCGAUAUUCGCAACAGGAUGGUCACUGAUUUUGGGUCUCCGGAGGCAGCAAUUGUAGAAAUGACGAGAUGGUCCACCCCGAAGGGUCUCCAAACGUCGAGGGCUUAUGAGUACUUCAGGCCGAAACUUGCGAGGCAGCCUUGGAAAGCGGCUAUAUGGAAGGCAUUUAUCCCACCGAAGUACUCAUUCAUCUUGUGGCUUGGCUUGCGCGGUAGACUAGCUACAAGGGACAGACUUGGAUUCCUCCAAGAGGAGGAUUUGUGCUCGCUAUGCAUCAACACCAAGGAAUCGGCUAAGCAUCUUUUCUUUGAGUGUCCGUUCAGCAACUUCGUUUGGGCACGCAUCCGACACUGGAUUGGCAUUAACAGGACUAUGUCAACCCUUCAAAGUGCGGUCAAGUGGCUCAAGAAGGAAAAGAUAGGUUCUUCCAUGCAGAACAAAGCGCGACACCUCGCUUUGGCAUGCACGGUGUACACACUUUGGAGGCAGCAACGAAGUCAUUUUCGAGGGGUCAACGGCCUGUCCCGAGAGGCUUAUAAAUUUAGUCAAGGUUACAUUGUCAUUUUCGAGGGGUCAACGGCCUGUCCCGAGAGGCUUAUAAAUUUAGUCAAGGUUACAUUGUAUAGGGUCUUUUGGACACUUUUCCCACACGGUUUUGAUUGUUCUUAA
This is a messenger RNA of Sesamum indicum (sesame), 2427 nucleotides long. NCBI's taxonomy places the organism in Eukaryota, Viridiplantae, Streptophyta, Magnoliopsida, Lamiales, Pedaliaceae. The record is from RefSeq and is a predicted model, not a curated record.